Cryphonectria parasitica EP155 is the source of this 3624-nucleotide messenger RNA. RefSeq lists its product as uncharacterized. The transcript has 3 exons. Gene Ontology annotation, biological process: transmembrane transport. NCBI's taxonomy places the organism in Eukaryota, Fungi, Ascomycota, Sordariomycetes, Diaporthales, Cryphonectriaceae. The coding region runs from base 600 to 3248 and encodes 882 amino acids. The record is from RefSeq and is a predicted model, not a curated record. Gene Ontology annotation, molecular function: transmembrane transporter activity.
CGCUCUCUUGUGUUUCUCUGUGUCUGUCCUGUCUCCUCGCGCGUCCCUGGCGUCACCUCGUCGUGUCUGCGUCUAUCCGGCCCGACCAAAACACGAAACUCAUACAGCAUCUGCUAUUCUCAUUCCCGUCCCCACUCGUUCUCGACAGAUCACAUAUAUGCUGGCGUCAUAAAUACCAUCCCCUCUCUCUAAAAAGGCAGCCCACUUGCGGACGACGAUCAUCAUCCAUCAUCCCCAGACCUCGAGGAGGAGAACACAGAGAUCUCCAUUUAGCAAUCUUUGUCCGUACUCGAAGGGGGGCUCCGUCAAGGGAAGUCUAAAAAAAACCCAAACAAAAGAGACUCCCGGAUUAGCUCAUUCGCUCAUCUCCAUACCCGAGAGGACAUUCAUUUCUGUUCAGCGUCUGUUUCAGGCCGCAAGAAACUGGGUCCUUCCCCCGCUGUGCGCACACACCUUUGCAGCAGACAUACUUCUAUUCUUAUUGAGAGCCGGAAAGAAGAUCUCCUGCUGGCCAACAACACUUUCUUUUCUCCAGAAAAGCGCAAAUCUACUACACAGGUCGACCUCCUGGAGGAGGCGACCCAAUAUCCCUCAGCAACAUGUCGUCCAGAUCAUCCCUCCACUUUUCCUCUAGUCCGGAAAGCCCAGGAGCCGGACCAUCGGGCUCACCUCAUCCUAUCGUCACCGUGACCAUUCCGAAAGACGAGGUCGAGGAGAUUAUCAAGGCAAAGAAGAAGAAGGUCGGUUUUGCGAGAGAUCCGUCACCGCCAAGAGAGGCCGGCGAUGAUUAUUUCGACCACGUUCCGAUCGGUGGUGAUUCGGCCAACAACACGCCGGGUGCUGGACCAGCUGCCCGCCGUGACUCCUUCGACCGUGCUGAGCUCACCGAGGCCCUGGAGAAGAUUCUUAAGCCGGAGGACCACUCUGGGCCCCCGGAGCUUCACCUCCCACGUCCGCGCCCUGCCCUGCGCAAGAGCAGGCCAGCCAGCCCUGCCGAGCCCGUCGUGGGCCUAUCACACCCGUCCGAGAUCGAGGCAAGAUACAGGGCAGGCCGGCUGGCCGAGAGCGUCUCGGCCUUGGCGUCCAGGAGGAACUCCAUUGACAGCAGGGACGACGCACACGACGGCCUGCUCCCCGAGACCAGUGCUCACGACUGGCAUGGAGCGUCGAUGAUGGCAACAGGUGCCGCCACCUCAGGCGCCGAGACGGACUUGGAGGGUCUCAUAUACCGUAAGAAGGUGGAGACGGAGGCGGACAGGCUCGUACGGAAGCACACGCAAAGGAGACGUGACAACCUCGCGCCCACCUCUGUACCGCAGACCCCCGAUCCAGACACUCGCUCCAGGCCGGCGACUCCUGUCGCAUACGACCUUGAAUACGUCCCUCCUGCGCCGGCCAAGUACCAUGGCGGCAUCCUCGGCAGCCUACUCAAGCUUUACAACAACGAGGAGGCCAGGCACGACAGCGGAACCACCACUCCGGACUUGCGGACCCCGCGCAGCUCCCCGCCCAGCACCACACCGGGAACGCCACGGGUCCCAGAUCCGCCCUCCCGACCUCGCAGUGGCCUGUUUGGCCUCGGCUCCCGCCACUCCGCCUCGACGCUCGCCGAGCUGAUCGGCUCAACGUCUACUCUCGUCGCCCCUGCUUCCGCCGGGACAAGCAAGGACUGGUCUGAAGCCGUCGCGAGCAAGGUGAGACAGGAACGCGAGAAGCCCAAGAAGGGGCACAGGCGGAAGACUUCCAAGUCGUCCACCAAGACACAACAACUCCUGGUCACCAAACACAUCGCGGUGAUCAUCUCCCGCCACCGAUACCUUGUCAAGCUGUGCCGCGCCCUGAUGGAGUUCGGUGCCCCAACCCACCGGCUGGAGGCGUACAUGGCCAUGUCCGCCCGCGUGCUGGGCAUUGAGGGCCAGUUCCUCUAUCUCCCGGGUUGCAUGAUCAUCUCCUUCGACGACACCGAGACGCAUACCACCGAGGUCAAGAUCGUCCGUACCCCGCAGGGCGUAGAUCUUGGAAAGCUUCACGACGUCCAUGAAGUUUACAAACUUGUCGUGCACGACCUCAUCUCGGUCGACGACGCCAUGUUCCGCCUCGACGCCGUCAUCAACAAGAAACAGAAGUACAACAAGACCAUCCGUGUGCUCGUCUAUGGUCUCGCUGCCGUCACUGUCGCGCCAUUCGCCUUCGAGGGUAGGUGGAUCGACAUGCCCAUCGCCUUCGUCAUGGGCUGCAUUCUGGGCGUUAUGCAGCUCUUUGUCGCCCCGUCCAGCGAGCUCUACGCCAAUGUCUUUGAGAUCUCCGCCUCUCUUCUCAUGGCCUUCCUGGGCCGCAUGUUCGGCUCCAUCACCUACCACGGCGAGCGCCUCUUUUGCUUUUCCGCUCUCGCCCAGUCGUCUAUCGCCCUCAUCUUGCCUGGAUAUAUGGUCUUGUGCGGCAGUCUUGAGCUGCAGAGCCACAACAUGGUGGCCGGCUCCGUGAGGAUGGUCUACGCUAUGAUUUACACCCUGUUCUUAGGGUAUGGUGUAACCAUCGGCGCGACGCUCUACGGGCUGAUGGACCAGAACGCUGUUAGCGAGACAACGUGCGAGAACCCGCUGAACAGCUAUUGGGACCUGCUCUUCGUACCGCUCUUCACCGUGUGCCUUUGUAUCAUCAACCAGGCCAAGGUGAAGCAGAUGCCUGUCAUGCUGAUGAUUUCUUUCGCGGGCUAUGUGGUCAAUAGCUUCACGGACAAGGCGACCAACUCCUCGACUGUGUCGAACACGCUGGGUGCCUUGACAAUCGGCGUGCUAGCAAAUAUCUACUCUCGUGUGAGUCGCCAUGCCGAAAACUUCUGGCUCGAUCUCUGGGAGAAACAUCUCCAGCCGCGCAUCAAGGGCCUGCGUAACCCUCGUCGUACCGACCCGGAGGCCGCCCUGAAGGCUGAGCCCGCAGACUCUCCUGACGGGAGGCGCGUGGGCUACGGCCUUGCGGCGGCGGCGAUGCUCCCGGCCAUCUUCGUGCAGGUGCCCUCAGGCAUCGCAUCCGCCGGUUCGCUGGUCGCGGGCGUGCUGUCCGCCAAUGCCAUCACAGGCAAUACCACCGCCGAGGCCGCGAGCGGGUCCUCCGACCUCAGCAGCGGUGCCUUCAGCGUGCUGGGUAGUGUCAUACAGGUUGCCAUCAGCAUCUCCGUGGGGUUGAGCCUCGCGGCGCUGCUGGUGUAUCCGUUUGGUAAGAGGAGGAGUGGGUUGUUCAGCUUCUAAAAACAAUGUUCAGCAUUCAAAAAGGAAAGGAUAUGGGCGAGUAAGGUCGAGGCGGCGAGGACACGCACGGCGCAUGUGUUGGAAGAGGACUUUUCUGUUUUUGUUUCAAGGAAUGGGCUGAGGGGUAAAGAGAGAGGGAGUCUGGUGUGGCAUAGCGACUGUUUUUUUCAUUAUUUUCGUGCCUUCAUUCCUCCUUUCGAAUUCUUCAAAAAGUGCAUUUUCAGAGCGCAGAGACACAAGAAAUGCGGUAGGGGUUCAAUGGUUGAUAGUUCCUUGGUCCUUCCUUCGUCUUCCCGCACUCAUAGAGCAAAAGAUACCCAAUAGAUUUAAAGACACAGCAGAAAAUCAGACACUGUACCCUGUUUCUCCCUUUUAC